GGGGACAUGACCCAGCAGAGCGCUUCUCCGAGCCCGGGGGCGGGAGCUGCCCUGAACGGAUCUGUGCUGGCCGAGGCGGUGGUAGUGUUCGCCAUGGUACUGAGCAUUCACGCGACAGUGUGGGACCGAUACUCUUGGUGCGCUGUGGCCCUCGCGGUGCAGGCCUUCUACGUCCAGUAUAAGUGGGACCGGCUGCUCCAGCAGGGAAAUGCUGUCUUCCAGUUCCGAAUGUCUGGCAACAGUGGAUUACUACCUGCCUCCAUGGUGAUGCCUCUGCUCGGACUGGUAAUAAAGGAGCGCUGCCAGGCUGCGGGGAACCCACACUUUGAACGCUUUGGCAUUGUGGUGGCAGCCACUGGGAUGGCCGUGGCCCUCUUCUCAUCAGUGUUAGCGCUGGGUAUUACCCGCCCAUUGCCCACUAACACUUGUGUCAUCUCGGGCUUGGCUGGAGGUGUCAUCAUUUACAUCAUGAAGCACUCUCUGAGCGUAGGUGAGGUGGUGGAGGUCCUGGAGGUCCUGCUGAUCUUCGUGUAUCUCAACAUGAUCCUGCUGUACCUGCUUCCCCGCUGCUUUACUCCUGGAGAGGCACUGCUGGUCUUAGGUGGCAUCAGCUUCGUCCUCAACCAGCUCAUCAAGUGUUCUCUCAUUGUGGUGGAAAGCCAAGGAGACCCAGUGGACUCCCUCCUACUGGUGGUGGUGGUAUCAAUGAUACUCAUGGGUGUCUUCUUCAGCACCCUCUUUGUCUUCAUGGAUUCCAGCACCUGGGCCUCCUCCAUCUUCUUCCACCUGAUGACCUGUGUGCUGGCCCUUGGCUUGGUCCUGCCCUGGCUUCACCGGCUUAUCCGCAGAAACCCCCUGCUCUGGCUCCUUCAGUUCCUCUUCCAGACGGACACUCGCAUCUACCUCCUAGCCUACUGGUCUCUGCUGGCCACUUUGGCCUGCCUUGUGGUGUUUUACCAGAAUGCCAAGCGGUCAUCUUCUGAAUCCAAGAAGCACCAGGCUCCCACCAUCACCCGGAAGUAUUUCCACUUCAUUGUAGUAGCCACAUAUAUCCCAGGUCUCCUCUUCGACCGUCCACUGCUGUUUGUAGCCGCCACCAUAUGUCUGGCAGUCUUCAUCUUCCUGGAGUAUGUGCGCUACUUUCGCAUCAAGCCCCUGGGCCACACUCUACGGAACCUUCUAUCCCUCUUCUUGGAUGAACGAGACAGUGGACCACUCAUCCUGACCCAUAUCUACCUGCUCUUAGGCAUGUCUCUUCCCAUUUGGCUGGUCCCCAGACCCUGUACGCAGAAGGGUAGCCUCAGAGGAGCGAGGGCCCUAGUCCCUUAUGCUGGUGUCUUGGCUGUUGGUGUAGGUGAUACUGUGGCCUCUGUCUUUGGGAGCACCAUGGGGGAGAUCCACUGGCCUGGAACUAAGAAAACUUUUGAGGGGACUAUGAUGUCUAUAUUUGCCCAAAUCAUUUCUGUAGCUCUGAUCUUAAUCUUUGAUGGUGGAGUGGACCUAAAUUAUAGUUAUGCUUGGAUUUUGGGAUCUAUCAGUACUGUAGCCCUCUUAGAAGCAUACACAACACAGAUAGACAAUCUCCUUUUGCCUCUCUACCUCCUGAUAUUGCUCAUGGUCUAG
Messenger RNA from Elephantulus edwardii (Cape elephant shrew), 1623 nucleotides. It is a transcript of the gene DOLK, whose product is annotated as dolichol kinase. Lineage: Eukaryota; Metazoa; Chordata; Mammalia; Macroscelidea; Macroscelididae. Bases 7 to 1623 code for a protein of 538 amino acids. Gene Ontology annotation, biological process: dolichyl monophosphate biosynthetic process. Gene Ontology annotation, molecular function: dolichol kinase activity. The record is from RefSeq and is a predicted model, not a curated record. Gene Ontology annotation, cellular component: endoplasmic reticulum membrane. The transcript has a single exon.